CCCCUCGAGGCCGACGUAACCCCCUCCCCUCCUCCUCCGCCCCACCAUUCACCUGUGGAAGACGAUGUCCUCUGAGAAGUUCAACCCGGACAACCACCUCAUCCUCGAACAACCCCUCCUAAAACUCCCCCAUGCACUUCACGAAUCAGUAUUCCGCGCUUCCCGCGUCGCGAUCGACCGAGAAACGACAAACUUGACGAAAUCAAUCGCUGUGGUGGAGAAGGAGGUAGGGAAGGAGGGCGGAGUGGAAAAUGCGCUGAAGGGGAUUGAGGGGAUGAUUGGGCGGAUGCAGGGAUUGAAGAGGAAGCUCGGGAAACUCCAGAUCGAAGAGCAAACAAUCCUAACCUCAACCAAGUCCCGCCUCUCUUAUCUCUCUGAACUCUCCACAAUGACAACCACCACUUCCCCAACCUACGACCGCUGGAAUCAAACCCGCCUCGACCGCCUCAUCAUCGACUACAUGCUCCGUCAAGGCCUCACAUCCUCCGCCGCCUCCCUCGCACAGAAUCGCGGAAUUGAAGAACUUGUGGAUGUGGAGGUUUUUGUGAAGGCGAGGGGUGUGGAGAGGAGUUUGAGGGCUGAGAGAGGGGUGGGCGAGGCAUUGGGGUGGUGUGGGGAGAAUCGGAAGGUGUUGGUGAAGAAUGGGAUUGGGAGUGAUCUUGAAUUCGAGCUGAGGUUGCAGGAGUUCAUCGAACUCGUCCGCGCCGACAAGAAACUCGAGGCAAUCGCCUACUACCGGAAACAUCUCACCCCACACGCCGCAACACAUAUGCCACGUAUCCAACAAGCCGCGGCACUACUGGCAUACCCGCCCUCCACGACCGUCCAACCAUAUGCAGACCUCUAUUCCGAUGCACGAUGGGAUACCCUAGCAGACUUAUUCGUCAAAGCGCAUCAUGCGCUGUACGCACUCCCUAACCCGCCACUUCUGCACGUCGCCCUAUCAGCGGGCCUCUCGGCUCUCAAAACUCCAUCUUGCGCUUCGGCAGGAACGAACACGAGCACCAACUGCCCAAUCUGUUCCCCCGAAAUGGCCGGUUUAGCCGAGAACGUCCCCUUCGCACACCACAUCCACUCAACCCUCGUCGAUACCCUCGCGCCCACUCUCUCGUCCUCGGAAUGCGAGAACGAACCGGUUGUGCUGCCGAACGGAAGGGUAUAUGGACGGCGAAGUUUGAGGAUUUGGAAUGAGAAUAUAGGGUUGAGGGGGGAGGAGGACGGGGGUAGGGGGGUUGUUAGGGAUCCGAGGAGUGGGGAGGAGUUUCCGGAGGAUGACGUUAGGAAGGUUUUCGUCAUGUAG
This is a messenger RNA of Saitoella complicata NRRL Y-17804, 1300 nucleotides long. RefSeq lists its product as uncharacterized. The coding region runs from base 65 to 1300 and encodes 411 amino acids. Gene Ontology annotation, cellular component: cytoplasm; GID complex; nucleus. Lineage: Eukaryota; Fungi; Ascomycota; Saitoellomycetes; Saitoellales; Saitoellaceae. Gene Ontology annotation, molecular function: ubiquitin protein ligase activity; protein binding. Gene Ontology annotation, biological process: proteasome-mediated ubiquitin-dependent protein catabolic process. The record is from RefSeq and is a predicted model, not a curated record. The transcript has 5 exons.